Messenger RNA from Erinaceus europaeus (western European hedgehog), 2744 nucleotides. It is a transcript of the gene THNSL1, whose product is annotated as threonine synthase like 1. The record is from RefSeq and is a predicted model, not a curated record. NCBI's taxonomy places the organism in Eukaryota, Metazoa, Chordata, Mammalia, Eulipotyphla, Erinaceidae. Gene Ontology annotation, cellular component: cytoplasm. The coding region runs from base 382 to 2619 and encodes 745 amino acids. The transcript is spliced from 3 exons.
GCGGUAGACGGGCCUGACCUAGCGUGGUCUCUGGCUUGGGCUGUGGGUGCAAUUGGGGCAGCGCCGGUGGGUCGGGGCUGCUGAGUCUCUGGGAGGCGUAGGGACUCUCCCUCCCAUUUCUUGCUCUUUCCUCCGCCUUCUCUGUGUGAUUCUCUUGAUGCCACUUUCUGUGAAGACUGGCUUUGUUUUCACUUACAGUUUUCAUCAACAAAGUCUUCAUCCAAGAUUGAUUCCUGUGUGUUAUCAAGUCAGUGGUAGUUAACCACAGCACAUGCAAGCUGAGAAAUCCAGUAAGGAGAUGUAUUGCUUCUCUUAACUGUCCUAAUUUAAUGUGGUUAAAGCCUGUUUUGAGGUUGUCUUGGGCGGAAAAGUGAAAAGAAAAUGCUCCACAUUAGCCGAUGUCAGCAUCUGAAACAAAUAGCCCAGAAAUAUUUUUCUAGUAUACCUAUUAAAACAGAGAAACAUGCUCACCGCUCUCUGCCUCUCUCAAGGACCUCUCCAUUUGCAGAAUUAAGGAAGUCAUGGCACUCAACCUGUUCUCUAGUUGGGGACAAAAAUAUUAUCCUGAUGGGACCACCCGGUGCUGGGAAAACAACAGUAGGCAGGAUAGUAGGUCAGAAACUAGGUUGUUGUGUCAUCGAUGUGGACGACGAUAUCCUUGAGAAAACCUGGAACAUGAGCGUGUCUGAAAAACUGCAGGAUGUUGGUAAUGAGCAAUUUUUAGAAGAGGAAGGAAAAGCUGUGUUAAACUUCUCUGCAUCUAGAAGCGUGAUCGCCCUGACUGGAUCCAACCCGAUGCACGAUGCUAGCAUGUGGCAUCUGAAGAAAAAUGGGAUAAUCAUAUACUUGGAUGUGCCCCUCAUAGAUAUUGUCAACCGCCUAAGGUCCAUGAAAAUAGAAAGGAUUGUAGGUCAGAGUCCAGGAACGUCUAUGAAAGAUCUACUGAAGUCUAGAAGAUGUUACUACAAGAAGUGGUUUGAUACCCGUGUGUUCUGUGAAAGCGGAGCUUCCCCCGAGGAGGUCGCCGACAAAGUGCUCACUGCAGUUAAAAGAUACCUGGAUGCAGACUCAGAGACAUUCAUCUCCACGAGACACUUUGCCACCCAAGGCUGUCAACAGAAGGUUUCAGCAAAAUUCUUCAGCGAAGCUGUAAUUGAAGGGCUGGCCUCUGACGGCGGGCUCUUCGUGCCUGAGAAGGAGUUCCCAAAAUUAAGCUGCGGGGAAUGGAAGAGCCUCGUGGGAGCCACCUACGUAGAGCGGGCACAGAUCCUGCUGGAGAAGUGCAUACACCCUGCCGACAUACCCGCCACCAGACUGGGAGAGAUGAUUGAAAAUGCCUACGGGGAGAACUUUGCCUGCUCAAAAAUCGCCCCCAUCAGGCACCUUUCAGGGAACCAGUUCAUCCUGGAGCUGUUUCACGGACCCACAGGAUCCUUUAAAGAUCUGUCUUUGCAACUGAUGCCUCAUCUGUUUGCACACUGUAUCCCCCCGACUUGCAACUACAUGAUCCUUGUUGCCACUUCAGGGGACACCGGCAGCGCCGUCUUAAAUGGCUUUAGCAGGCUGAGUAAGAACGACCAGCAAAGAAUAGCUGUGACCACAUUUUUCCCUGAGAAUGGUGUGAGUCAGUUUCAAAAAGCUCAGAUAAUCGGUAGCCAGAAAGAAAACGGCUGGGCCGUGGGUGUCAAGUCAGAUUUUGAUUUCUGCCAGGCAGCCAUCAAGAGAAUUUUUCAAGAUUCUGAUUUCACUGGCUUUCUGACCAUGGAAUACGGAACAACCUUAAGCUCAGCUAAUUCCAUAAACUGGGGGCGGCUGCUGCCCCAAGUGGUGUAUCAUGCUUCUGCCUACCUUGAUCUUGUCAGCCAAGGAUUUAUUUCCUUUGGAAACCCAGUCGAUGUCUGUAUCCCCACGGGAAACUUUGGGAACAUCUUGGCUGCAGUGUACGCCAAAAUGAUGGGUAUCCCUAUCCGGAAAUUCAUCUGUGCCUCUAAUCAGAACCAUGUGCUGACCGAUUUCAUCAAAACAGGCCAUUACGACCUGAGGGAAAGAAAAUUAGCACACACCUUCUCGCCGUCCAUUGAUAUUCUCACCUGUUCAAACCUGGAACGGCAUUUACAUCUGAUGGCUGAUAAAGAUGGACAGUUGAUGGCCAAGCUGUUUAACCAGCUAGAAGAGCAGCGCCACUUCCAGAUCGAAAAGAUCCUCAUGGAGAAGCUUCAGCGGGACUUGAUCGCGGACUGGUCCUCGGAGGGAGAGUGCCUGGCGGCCAUCCAUUCCACCUACAAUACCUGUGGGUAUAUCUUGGACCCACACACUGCUGUUGCCAAAGUGGUUGCAGACAGAAUGCAAGACAAAAGCUGCCCAGUGAUUGUGUCCUCUACAGCUCACUACUCCAAGUUCGCACCUGCUAUCCUGCAGGCUUUGAAGAUUGAAGCAAUCAGCCAGACUUGCUCAAGUCAGCUUUACCUACUGAACUCCUACAAUGCAUUACCCCCACCACACGAGGCCUUACUAGAGAGAAUGAAACUGCAAGAGAAGAUGGACUAUCAGGUCUGUGCUGCAGAUGUGAAUGUUCUGAAGAGCCAGGUAGAAAAACUAAUACAAAGCCAAUUUCUAUAAAAGUUUCCUGCAGGGGGAAAAAAAAAACAUUUUUUUUUUCUGGUGAGGGGCAUGCAGUAAUAAACCACAGAAAUUGAUUUGCACUACGAUUGCCCUUUGUUUAUAAGUAAAUGAUUCUAUCUGUA